AUGCAGGAAGAUGAGCCGUCUUUGAAUAUCCCGUCCCUCCUCACGCUAGCGGUUGUCUCGUUCUUCGUGCUGCGAUGGUUCUUUAACCGUGAUGAGGGUUCUUCGGCUGGCGGCAGGCCCCGCGCGCGAGGAAAUGUUGUUGACCCGGCGCAGGUCGAGCAGAUCUCCCAGAUGUUCCCACAGCUGAGCACCCGGGAUAUCAUGUGGGAUUUGCAGCGCAAUGGGGGUAGUGUUGCGGCGACGACGGAGAGGAUUUUGACCGGCCGUGGACUGGAAACGCCACCCCCAUCCUUCCAACCCCCGAUCGCGAUUCCCUCAGUGAACGCCCAACCCACACAGGCCACGCGAGCCGCGUCGGCGUCAAAGGGAAAUGGGCAGGACUUGAUCUCUAGAUAUAAUUUGAGCGGAAAGAUUGCGGCCGAUAGCUCCGCAGAGUCAGCUCCCGCCCCAGCGUCUACGAGCGCAUGGUCUCAGAAUAAAGAGGAGCGGCAGCGGUUGCUGCAGAAGCGUCGGGACGAGAUGAUUCUCGCGGCGCGAAGGAAGAUGAUGCAGAAGGAUCAGGGAAACACCCAAUGA
Messenger RNA from Penicillium cataractarum, 576 nucleotides. RefSeq names its product CUE domain-containing protein. Lineage: Eukaryota; Fungi; Ascomycota; Eurotiomycetes; Eurotiales; Aspergillaceae. Gene Ontology annotation, molecular function: ubiquitin binding. The coding region runs from base 1 to 576 and encodes 191 amino acids. The record is from RefSeq and is a predicted model, not a curated record. The transcript is spliced from 2 exons.